AUGUCGGAUCGCAAACGUCAGCGGGUCGACGCCGCCGCCCGUCGUCUCCAGCUCUGUGCGGACGACCUCCGCCACAUGAGCUCGUCGCUAGCAUCCUGUCAGUUCCGCCAGCCGUCUGCGCACACGUCGAUACCUCUACCGGCGUCCAGGUCCGCUCCAAAGCCACGCAAGGCGUCAAUACCCAAGCCAAGUUCUCCUUGUUCAUUGUCGCUCUAUUCGGUCGUCUCUAGCGCGACUUACGCCGCGAAAACGAGUGCGUCUGAGCACGAGAAGACGUGGCAGAUGACUCUGCAUCGACUGGGACUGGAGAUACUCGAGAAAACGGGAUCCCGCGAAGCGCUCGAGCGCGGGGAGCGUCUCACGCGCAGGUUCGAAGCGCUGUCCGACUCGGUGCAGCUCUGUCAGGAGAAACUGAAACGUGUGGGCGACGACGUGGCGCUGCAGGAUCGAGUCGAGAAGCAGUUAGCACAAGAGGAGGAGGCCUGGGAGCAGCAGAUGCAGGUCAGGGAGCAGCGCGUCGCCGAGCGUGAGGUGGAGCUCCAGGCGCUCAAAGAGGAAAAUGCUGCCGCAGCUGCUGGUACUACCGGAGGAGAGAACGAUACAGAAAAAGAAGAGGGAGAUGACGAUGAUGAGGAUGGUGAUGAUGGCGAUGAUGGAGACGAGGUACUGGACGAGGUGCAGGACCAGGACGAGCAGGUGAAACUGGCCGAGCUUGCAGAGCUGAGAGAAGCGCUGGCUCUUCGUCUGGAAGAGAAGAGGGACAUUGAGGCUGCUGUCUCUUCGUUGCAGAGGAAAAAAGCGAGACGCAGUGCCGCUGUUGCGGAGCACAAGAGCAAGGGGCGAGGGCAAAGUAUCGACGUUGAGGCAGAAGUUGCGGCGGCGGCGAGGGAACAGGUGCUUCGGGAGUUGAGAGAGGAAAAAGAGAUGCUGCAGCGCGAGAUCAUUGCAGCCGAGGAGAUGGAAGAACGCAUGGACGAAAAUGUGCGGGAUCUGCCUGCGCUGAAAGAAGAGCUGGCAGAAGUGAAGCGAAAGAAAGCAGAGGUACAGACCUGCGUGGACUCGUUGAGACUGGAGCUGGCACGCCAGAAACGGAAAAUGCGAUACAUGGUUGAUGUGCAGCUCUUGACGGCGCGCGACACGAAUCCACCGACGCUGCGGGAAGAAGCAGUGUUGUUGCAUUUGUUGUACGAACACGAAGGCGAGAUGGGAGUGAACGAGCUGAAGCAGGAAGCCAGCAAGUUGCUUGAGGAUCAUGGCAAGCCAAAUGGAAACGGGGUAGUAAUUCGCGCACUCUACUCGCUGGUGGCGAACGGCCUGGUGCAGAUCGAUCGGUCGCACGGCAAUGGUCUCGUCACCCUUCUGCUGGUCUAA
Hyaloperonospora brassicae is the source of this 1371-nucleotide messenger RNA. The record is from the annotation of a GenBank genome assembly. NCBI's taxonomy places the organism in Eukaryota, Oomycota, Peronosporomycetes, Peronosporales, Peronosporaceae.